AUGGGGCAGCGACUCAGUUGCUGUGGCUGCGGGUCGCGGCUCCACAACUUUGAGUCCAACUACUGCAGUAUGAAGAACCUGCCACAAGUCGAAGACGAUAGCUGGAAAAAGUACAGCUCGUUCAACCUGCACAAAGCUGCCCUCCUUUCCGAAGACCAGUCGUAUGCACCGCCACGAUACGUGGGGCAGUUUUCUGCCGAGGCAGCAUGGGAGCUCUAA
This is a messenger RNA of Aphanomyces invadans, 219 nucleotides long. RefSeq lists its product as hypothetical. Lineage: Eukaryota; Oomycota; Saprolegniomycetes; Saprolegniales; Verrucalvaceae. The transcript has a single exon. The coding region runs from base 1 to 219 and encodes 72 amino acids. The record is from RefSeq and is a predicted model, not a curated record.